AUGGCCGUCCUGUCGAGAGCUCCAACAACUAAUUACUCAUCCAGUGUUACGACAUCGUCUUCACGAUUUUCCACAACUUCUUCUAGCACUCCCACCCCAACCGGCAUACUUCCCAAUGCAUGGCAAUUCGACACAGACAAAGGUACCAAGUGGAACCUGACCUAUAUUGGGGAUCUCAAUUUUACCAAUCCACUUGGUUCCCUCGGUUUACGGGGCGAUAACUGCCGUACCGGGAAGGUUGGAAACAAAGUUAUCUGGACCUGCGGUGAUAUGCAAUGCGGCUCAAAUGUUAUGACAUGUGGGUUUGCCACGGCUCCGGGCUGGUAUGGCACGAGUGAUGUGAUGCUUGUCAACACUGCAAACAAGUCGUCGCUCGCUGACUUCAACAAGCCCUGGUCGGGCGAUCCACAGCCACCCAACGGAGCUAUCUGGGGUAUGUGGUCUUCCAAUGUUGCCCCGAUCAACGAAACUCAUGGUGUGAUCUACGCUCGAGCAUAUUGGCGCAAUGGACCUUACGGGAACACUCCCAAAGUGCUUGGGAAUACGGUUUCAUCCGUCACACUCGGCCCGAAUGGACCCAUCGCGACCAGAGUAGGACCUUUCUUGACGAGCGCAGAUUAUUUAUACUUGGGCGUCUUGUGCAUCCUGCGGGAUGGAAACUACAUCUACCAGUAUUCCGGAGGAGGCCCCAGCAAUAUUAGGAUCACGCGAGUCCCUGCCACAGAUGAUGUUUUCGACGCAUCCAAAUACGAGUACCUCGUGUAUAACACUACCAAUACCUGGGCGCCAGGUCUCCCACUCCUCAACAGCACGGACGCUGGUGCGUUGGUUAUCAGGCCAAGUACAACACAGUUUUCCUGUGGCGGCUCCUGGGGCUCAGUCGUCUACAAUCGGUACUUGGCGAAAUACUUGAUGCUGUGUGGCCAGUGGAUGGUGGAUGUUAACAUGUAUGUCUCCGACACACCAUGGGGCCCAUGGAGCUCCCGCUAUAAGAUCGCGAGUGGCGGGAAAUUUCAGGGCGCCUAUGGAUCAAUGAUACACCCCGAGUACUCGCCGCUAGCAGAUGGAAGCGACAAGUCGUGGUAUUUCUCCAUUGGCCCUAACAAGGAGUUUUUCAUGUACCGAGUUGAUUUUGGCUACUGA
This is a messenger RNA of Exophiala spinifera, 1143 nucleotides long. RefSeq lists its product as uncharacterized. The record is from RefSeq and is a predicted model, not a curated record. NCBI's taxonomy places the organism in Eukaryota, Fungi, Ascomycota, Eurotiomycetes, Chaetothyriales, Herpotrichiellaceae. The transcript has a single exon. Bases 1 to 1143 code for a protein of 380 amino acids.